CAUGCGCGGAAGGGGCGUGGCCGCCUCGCGUCACGUGGGCGGAGGGGCGGGGCAAGAGGCGGUUGCGGCGUGAGGCGAGCGGAGCAGCCCCCCCCCAUGGCGGAGCAGAUCCAGAAGAAGCUGCAGGGAGAGCUGGAGAAAUACCAGCAGCUCCAGAAGGACCUGAGCCGGUCGGUGACGGCGCGCCAAAAACUGGAGGCGCAGCUGACGGAAAACAACAUCGUCAAAGAGGAACUGGAGCUGCUGGAUUCCACCAACACCAUUUUUAAGCUGAUGGGGCCGGUGCUGGUGAAACAGGAGAUGGAAGAAGCCAAAACCACCGUCAGCAAACGCCUGGAUUACAUCACCGGCGAGAUCAAGCGAUACGAGCAGCAGAUGCAGGAGCUGGAGCGACGCUCGGAGCAGCAGCGGGAGACGCUGGGGCGGCUGCAGCAGGAGCUCCAGCGGGCGCAAGGGAAAGCCUGAACAUUUUGGGGGGGGGUGUCCCCUCGGCCCCCCCCCCCGCACCCCAAAACCCUCUUCAAUCCCAUUAAACCCCCCCCCAAAAAAAUACGCAU
Molecule: messenger RNA, 557 nt
Organism: Grus americana (Whooping crane)
Lineage: Eukaryota; Metazoa; Chordata; Aves; Gruiformes; Gruidae
Gene: PFDN6
Product: prefoldin subunit 6
Exons: 5
Coding region: 97-465 (122 amino acids)
Biological process (GO): protein folding; chaperone-mediated protein complex assembly
Cellular component (GO): prefoldin complex; cytoplasm
Molecular function (GO): protein-folding chaperone binding
Source: RefSeq, a predicted model, not a curated record